CGUUACGAUGUAAACCCGCUUUACUGAGGCCUUUUUAUACCUCUCUUCCUCCCUGUAGGGACUCUUGGUCUCCGAAAACGGAGCGAUAUAUAUAUAUAUCUAUGGGCGGCGGAGAACAGUCAGAGAUGGCGCAGAGACAGCCUGGUUUCUUGGUUCAUGAAGACGCGUCCAAUUCUCUCUUGCAGAACAGUCGCUGCUGCUUCUGUUUCCCUCGUUUUGGUAGUUCGCACCGUUCCUCCACCGACGUCCCCUUUUGGGAGCGCAUACGGGUAUCCCAGAUUGAAUCUGGAAACAACUUAUGGGCCCGAGGGAUUAGAGCCUUCAAGAAGAUUCGCGAAUGGUCGGAAAUCGUCGCUGGUCCCCGCUGGAAGACUUUCAUCCGGAGAUUCAACAGGAAUAGGAGCGGCGGCGGCAGCGGCAGUAAUAGGAACGGGAAAUUCCAGUACGAUCCUUUGAGUUACGCUCUGAACUUCGACGAGGGGCCUGGACAGAUUGGGAAUUUCGACGAGGACGAAGAGCACGGCGGGUUUCACGCUUUCUCGACCAGGUACGCAGCGGUUCCGGGUUCUGCGACGGUCAAGGCUUCGGCGUCGCCGACGUCAUCGUCUUUGGAUAUUCGGAAGGACGUUUCCGUGUUUGGCUGAAAAAUAAAAUAAAAUAAAAAAUAAAAAGGAGAAUAUCGCCGUUGUAAACAAAACGCGUCGUUUCAAUCGAGGCGGGUGUCUCGUGAGCCGGACUGUCUGACUUUGAUUGGUUGACGUUAACGGCGGCGUUCCUAGUAGCUUCUUUUCAUUUAGAUUAAUUUUAUCAGUUUUAUUUUUAUUUUCAUGAUGCUAUAAAUAUUUGGAAUAAUAGUUUUUUUUAAAAUUUUUUUUUCUGAUAGUGAAGGGUGAGGUUGAUGCGUGUACAACAAAAAUUAAAGCAAGUUUAGGAUUGGUAAUUAAAUUAUUUCAUUAUUUGAGGGUUUCUUGUGGGCAACAAUGGCGUGGGAUAAGGAUGUGUGUAAAUGUUUUGAGUGAUUUAGUGGACUAUAUUUUUGAAACUUUGUUGUUAAUGGCUGACCUUGUGUUCUUUU
This is a messenger RNA of Rubroshorea leprosula, 1075 nucleotides long. The record is from the annotation of a GenBank genome assembly. Lineage: Eukaryota; Viridiplantae; Streptophyta; Magnoliopsida; Malvales; Dipterocarpaceae.